This is a messenger RNA of Sinocyclocheilus grahami, 487 nucleotides long. RefSeq names its product polypeptide N-acetylgalactosaminyltransferase 2-like. Gene Ontology annotation, molecular function: polypeptide N-acetylgalactosaminyltransferase activity. The record is from RefSeq and is a predicted model, not a curated record. The annotation marks the transcript as partial. Gene Ontology annotation, cellular component: Golgi apparatus. Gene Ontology annotation, biological process: protein O-linked glycosylation. Lineage: Eukaryota; Metazoa; Chordata; Actinopteri; Cypriniformes; Cyprinidae. The transcript has 5 exons.
UUGUCGUCACAAACAGUGGAGGACAGAUGUUUCUGCGUCCAGUGUGGUUAUCACUUUCCACAAUGAGGCCCGUUCAGCCCUGUUGCGCACUGUGAUCAGUGUGCUGAAGAAGAGUCCUCCUCAUCUGGUCAAAGAGGUCAUAUUGGUGGAUGACUACAGUGACAACCCUGAAGAUGGUGCCUUACUUGGAAAAAUGGAGAAAGUCAGAGUCCUACGGAACGAUCGUCGAGAGGGCUUGAUGCGAUCCCGAGUCAGAGGGGCGGAUGCGGCCACGGCCAGUGUACUAACCUUCCUUGACAGCCACUGCGAGUGUAAUGAACACUGGUUGGAGCCCCUGCUAGAAAGGGUUGCUGAGGAUAAGACUCGGGUCGUGUCACCCAUCAUAGAUGUCAUUAACAUGGACAAUUUCCAGUAUGUGGGGGCAUCUGCAGAUCUUAAAGGAGGUAAAUCUCUUUCAUCAGCUCCUAUUUCAUCAUAUCAUAAUUCA